Coturnix japonica (Japanese quail) is the source of this 1395-nucleotide messenger RNA. RefSeq names its product deoxyhypusine synthase (gene DHPS). Lineage: Eukaryota; Metazoa; Chordata; Aves; Galliformes; Phasianidae. Gene Ontology annotation, cellular component: cytoplasm. The record is from RefSeq and is a predicted model, not a curated record. Gene Ontology annotation, biological process: peptidyl-hypusine biosynthetic process. Gene Ontology annotation, molecular function: deoxyhypusine synthase activity.
CGCCUCCACCGCGCAGGCGCAGGGGGGCGGCCCAAGAUGGCGGCGCCCAUGGGGCCCACGGAGCUCAGCGGCCCCGCGGAGGAGCCGCCGUCGGGGGAAGCCCCGGCCGCCGCCCUGCACGCGGUGCUGAAGCGCAGCGCCCCGCUCCCCGCUCAGACGCUCCCGGUUCGCGGAUACGACUUCGCGGACGGCCCCGACCCGGGCGCGGUGCUGCGCUCGUUUCUCACCACCGGGUUCCAGGCCACGAACUUCGCGCGCGCCGUCGCCGAGAUCCGCCGCAUGAUCGCUGCCAAGAUGGAGCCGCUGAGCGCUGCUGAGCGCAGCCGGGCUGAGCUGGGGGGCGCCGCGGGGGCGGCUUCGGGCUGCACCAUCUUCCUGGGCUUCACCUCCAACCUCAUCAGCUCCGGGGUGCGGGAGAGCAUCCGCUUCCUCGUGCAGCACCGCAUGGUGGAUGUGGUGGUGACAACAGCGGGCGGUGUGGAGGAGGACCUCAUUAAAUGCCUGGCACCCACCUACGUGGGGGACUUCAGUCUGCGGGGCCGGGAGCUGCGGCAGAACGGCAUCAACCGGAUUGGAAACCUGCUGGUGCCCAAUGAUAACUACUGCAAGUUUGAGGAUUGGCUGAUGCCCAUCUUGGAUCAGAUGGUGGAGGAGCAGGAGACAGAGGGCGUGAGGUGGACGCCAUCACGGAUGAUCGCACGUUUGGGGAAGGAAAUCAACAACCCCGAGUCAGUGUGUUACUGGGCUCAGAAGAACAACAUCCCGGUGCUGAGCCCAGCGCUCACUGACGGCUCUUUGGGGGAUAUGAUCUUCUUCCACUCCUACAAACACCCGGGGUUGGUGCUGGACAUCGUGGAAGACCUAAGGCUCAUCAACACGAGGGCCAUCUUUGCCCGCAAGACAGGGAUGAUCAUCCUGGGGGGGGGACUGGUAAAACACCACAUCGCCAACGCCAACCUGAUGAGGAACGGUGCCGAUUUCUCCGUCUAUGUGAACACAGCUCAGGAGUUUGAUGGGUCUGACUCUGGGGCGCAGCCGGAUGAGGCUGUUUCGUGGGGGAAGAUCCGAAUGGACGCCACGCCAGUGAAGGUCUAUGCUGAUGCUUCGCUGGUUUUUCCGCUGCUGGUGGCGGAGACGUUUGCACAGAGAGCAGCUGACUUCCCAGUGCCCACAGAUGAGGACUGAGCUGUUUGUGUGUGUGUGUGUGUGUGAGGGGAAACAUGCCCCAGGGGGGGCUGAGCCCACAGCUGGGGGGGUCAGAUCCCUCACUCUGGGGAGCUGAGCCUGCCCUGGGGCGAGCAGGGCCCUGGUAUUGUCCCUCCAUCCCCACACCCCAUCCUUCCACCCCUGCACUUCUAUUUAUUUUGGCAUCAAUAAAGCGCUGCAGCGUCUCCA